Molecule: messenger RNA, 1806 nt
Organism: Lachnellula hyalina
Lineage: Eukaryota; Fungi; Ascomycota; Leotiomycetes; Helotiales; Lachnaceae
Exons: 3
Source: RefSeq, a predicted model, not a curated record
CAACCCUAUUAUACCGGUACCUGUGCUGGGCAUGAAUACUACCCGCAUGUGGGGUGUCUCGCAGUCUACAUAAAAGUCAACCCCAUCCCACUCGCCUACCGCUGGCCUUUCUUACACCUCACCGUCUUCUUUUCAAAGGUCAUUUCUACCUCCCACCACUUUAUGUUUCUCUUCUUUCACUUCAAUAUUCUUCUUCGACAUCCAGCACAUCAAGGUUACAAGUCAUUUCAUGACUAUACACCGCCUACACCACCUUCUACCGCUCGUUUCUCCCCCCCAGUAGCAUCGACUGCUUCUCCUUUGAGUGUCGUUUCUGUUAUCAACAAGUCUCUUCCUCCCCUGCCAGCCAGGAAGUCAACACCACAGCCAAUGUCGACCCCGCAUAGAGGCUUGCCUCCACCGGCGGCCAUGACAUUGCCCCAACCAAAUCAGCAACAGCAACAGCAGCAGCAACAGCAGCAACAACAACCUCCACCACCACUACCGAUCGCCCAGCCAGCUUUAAGUCAGGCUCCUCCACUAACUCAGCCUAUGGGACAGCUACCUGCUCCUCCACAGCAAUGGCAAGGAGCUGAAGAAUCUAUGAGGAAUUGGCUACAAGCUAAGGCGGAAGAGGACAGGCGCAAGCAAGAGGAAGAGAAGACAAGACAGGAGUCACUUCGAUUGGAGCAACGGAAAAUCGAGCAAGAAAUGUUGAGAGCGUCAUUAAAUGGGGGAAUACCGCCCUACAUGAUUCCCAUGGUAUUUGCUGGCAUGGGGGGUGGCAAUCUACCGGGUGCCUCGCUCGAAUGGGCUCAGCAUUAUAUGGCACAAGCGCACCAUCUCCAACAGCAACAGCAGAGUCAGCAACAGCCGCAGCUGCUUCCUUCACAGGCGCAGACUACUCCUGAACAAGUACCGAGGAGAGAAUCUCGAGCACAUGCCCAAUCGUUCAGUGGCCAGCAGCCUCCGGCACCUAUGACAUUGCCUUCCACUCCCGUAGUACCUGGUGGCACUCAACAAAGCGCUGGGUUUCUUCCCAGUUACCAGAUGUCACCGGCCUCGAGAGCUCGACAAACUGCACAAGGGCAGGGUACGAUUGUCCGGCCUCCUCCAACGUCGCAUCUUCCUAGGCUGAAUACAGGUGAAAUGCUCAUUCAAGCACCUCCUCCAGGUCCUACCAUGCAAAUAUUACCUGGCCAACCAGCGCACCCACUGCAACAGUCACAAUCAGUACAGCAGCAAGAAACUCAGUCUUCACCAUCAAUCUACUUUCAUCAUUGGCAGCCUCCGACUUCCCAAGCAGAUCAUACCUCAUCCCCAAAGAAACGAAAGGCUACGGGACCACACCAACCAGCACCACCACCAACCUCACAACCGCAGUAUAGGUCACCGCCUUUCUCGCAGGCCGGAUCAUCGGUUUCAAACACACCCUCCAGUCGACGACGUGGUCAUUCAAGACAGAGAAGUGACCUGUCAGCUAGGGGGCUCGAUUCUUACGGCCGACCAGCGAGCCGACAUCGACAUACUGAAAGCAGCUUCAGUGGACAAAGCGUACCGUCACCACCGAAUCAAGGCCAGUUUUCCGAGCCGGGACAAUCUUCAAUGGGUCACAUAGAGACGCGACGACGGUCUGGAGGUUCGAAUCCAGUUUCAUCACUUCUGGAGCAAAGCGACUCGCGACCACAAUCCCAGCAACAUCAACAUCAACAACCCCAACAGAACCCUCAGUAUGCGGGGGCUCCGGAGAUGAGGCAUGAGGAACGACGUACCACGCCCGAAGACGAAAAUCCACGACGAUCGAAGCGAGAUGAUGGACGAGAUUAG